This is a messenger RNA of Branchiostoma floridae (Florida lancelet), 921 nucleotides long. Its product is annotated as tumor necrosis factor receptor superfamily member 5-like. NCBI's taxonomy places the organism in Eukaryota, Metazoa, Chordata, Leptocardii, Amphioxiformes, Branchiostomatidae. The coding region runs from base 91 to 921 and encodes 276 amino acids. Gene Ontology annotation, molecular function: protein binding. The record is from RefSeq and is a predicted model, not a curated record. The transcript has 8 exons.
GCACACCGUAUUAAGCAAAUACAGGCAUUAUAAUAUAUGUUACUCAAAUGCUUAGAACACUGAUGUCUUGGGCUCUCAGUGAGUCACGUCAUGGCUUUGAAACGUGCGGCUUUUAGUAUUCUGGUGACCAUGGUGGCAGCAGCAAUCGUCCACGUGGAUACAAAGACAAGUUGCAGAUUAUGUCAACCGGGGUAUCACAUGGUAAGAAAAUGCAAGGACAAACAGCCAAACACAACAAGAUGUGCCAGGUGCCCAGCGAGUUCCUACACGGACCUUCCAAACAUGGAGAAGGGAUGUUAUCCUCAUCGCAAGUGUAACGCCACCAGCGAGGUUAUGGUGUUCCCUGGAAAUGCAACACAUGAUGUCAUAUGCGAACCUUGUGAUGAGACCAAUCACCCUUGUCAGCCAAGCCAAGAAUGUCCACCCGGAAAAGGAGUUAAAAUAACAGGUGGUUGCGGAAUAUGCAUUUAUGGCUACUUCAGUAACGAGAGUUCUAGCACACAGCCCUGUCGGCCAUGGACAAGAUGUCAUACCCUUGGCCUUGUCACGAUUAAAGAAGGCAACUCAACAGCGGAUGUCAUUUGCGGAGACCCAAGAGAUACGGACCUUAGCAUAGAAAAGGCUAUUCACACAUCUGAAGAUGACUCUAUCAAACUUGAGGAACGGAAAUGGUUGAUCAUAAACACUGUGCUCACUGCAUUGAUAUUGAUGAUCGUGCUUGGUUUCUUGGUUUUCAUCCGAUCAAGGGAAGAGUGCAGGCAGAGGACAUAUGAAGAAGAAGGACAUGUUGCCUUGCCAGUACAGUGCGAGGACACUCAUCCAAAAGAAAUUGAGGCUUCGUCCUCUGUAGGAUCGCGUUGGAGUGCUGCAACACGUCUUCUUCCCGACCAGAGCACAACUGUCACACGACUCUCUUCAUGA